This is a messenger RNA of Funneliformis caledonium, 201 nucleotides long. Lineage: Eukaryota; Fungi; Glomeromycota; Glomeromycetes; Glomerales; Glomeraceae. The record is from the annotation of a GenBank genome assembly.
AUGAGUUGUUUAUUCAGCUCAGAUCCAGUUGGUGGUGAUUAUGGUGUUGGUACUACCGCCGCUGCUUUGUUAGGUUGUGGUGAUGAUAGUGUGGUAUUACUACCACUAGUUGGUGAUUAUGGUUGUGGUAUUACUGCCGAUGCUGCUUCUGCUGUUUGUAAUUAUAGUACUACUGCCGCUGCUAAUUAUAAUGAAAGAAAA